AUGUCGCCCAACCCAGAGUGGGUGAAGAAGCUGGUCGUGGCCUCGCCGCAAGGGAGCGAGCUGCUGGCCACGGAACGCGCGAGCAGCAACCUCGACACCGACCAGCUCGCCGAGUACCUGUUUGGCAAGAAUGAGCUCGAGACGCGCGAGCGGGUGCUCAAGAUCCUCACUGCCGAGCCCGUCUUUGACAAGUCCCAAAACUACUUCCAGGGCCGCGAGGCGCGCAUCGAGGCCUCCCUGGCCAAGGCCAAGCGCCUGCGCCAGCUGCAGCUCGAGCACAACUGGUCCCAGGACGAGUACAUGAUCGCCAACGACCUGCUGAGCGAGCCGACCCCGUACGGUCUGCACGCCUCCAUGUUCCUCAAGACCCUGCGCGACCAGGGCACGCCCGAGCAGCAUAAGCUCUUCCUCGACAAGGCCGAGCAGUACAAGAUCAUCGGGUGCUACGCCCAGACCGAGCUCGGCCACGGCUCCAACGUCCGCGGCCUGGAGACGACGGCCACCUGGAACCAGAGCGACAAGACGUUUGUCCUCCACUCGCCGCACCUCACCUCGUCCAAGUGGUGGAUCGGCUCGCUCGGCAAGGUCGCCAACCACGCCGUCGUCAUGGCGCAGCUCGUCAUUGAUGGCAAGCGCUUCGGCCCGCACCCCUUUGUCGUCCAGAUCAGAGAUCUCCAGACCCACGAGCCCCUGGAGAACGUCCACGUGGGCGACAUUGGCCCCAAGUUCGGCUACAACACCAUGGACAAUGGCUUCCUCCUCCUCAACCAGGUCAAGGUGCCGCACGUCAACAUGCUCGCAAAGUUCUCCCACGUCGACCCGCAGUCAGGGAGGUACCAGCGGCCCUCCAACCCCUCGGCCGUGUACGGCACCCUCACCUGGGUCCGCAGCAACAUUGUGCUGCAGUCCGGCUCGGUCCUGGCGCGUGGCGUCACCAUUGCCACGCGCUACUGUGCCGUGCGCCGCCAGUUCCAGGAUCUCGACGCCAAGGGCAACGUGGGCGAGAACCAGGUCAUCAACUACACCAUGGUGCAAUACCGCCUGCUGCCCCUCCUCGCCGCCACGUUCGCGCUCCACUUUACAGGACGCAGCAUGAUCAACAUGUACGAGGAGGCCCAGAAGAGGAUGGCGGCCGGCCAGGAUGCCGGGCAGCUGAGCGAUGCCAACCGACGACCGGGCCCCGAGGAGAUCAACCCGGGCACCGACCUGCUUGCCGACCUGCACGCCACGUCGUGCGCCCUCAAGGCCUACGGCAGCACCGUGGCGGGCGAGGGACUCGAGGUCUGCCGCCGUGCCUGUGGCGGCCACGGCUACAGCUCCUUCUCGGGCAUCGGGACCUGGUUUGCCGACUACCUGCCCACCCUCACCUGGGAGGGCGACAACUACAUGCUGACGCAGCAGGUCUGCCGCUACCUGCUCAAGACCGCCCGCGCCGUGCUCGAGGGCACCGCGGGCGACAACGACACCUCGCGGAGCUUCAAGGCCUUCCUGGCGCGCCGGGACACGGGCGCCGCCUUUGACAUCCUCACGUCCGACAAGGAUCUCGUCGACGCCUUUGCCUGGCGCGUGGCGUACCUCACCUUUGAGGCGCUGCAGCACCGCGACGCGGACAAGCAGUCGUGGAACAGCCUCCUCGUCGACUUCCACCGCCUGAGCACGGCGCACGCGCAGUACAUGGUGGUCAAGUCCUUCUACGACGCCCUCGCCGCCGAGUCGGCGCCCGGCUCGCUCGACCGCCAGACCACGGGCGUCCUCCACAAGCUCUUCCGCCUCUUUGCGCUGCACACCCUGGAGCGCGAGGCGUCCGAGUUCUUCUCGAGCAGCGCGACGACGGUGCGCCAGAUUCAGCUCUCGCGCAAGGCCGUCAUGAAGCUCCUCGAGGACGUCCGGCCCCACGCCGUCCGCCUCGCGGACUCCUGGAGCUUCCCGGACUGGCAGCUCGACUCGAGUCUCGGUCGCUACGAUGGCAAUGUCUACGAGGACAUGUUCCACCGCGCGAGCGAGCUGAACCCGCUCAACAAGGUUGUCUUUGACCCGUACCCGGACAACAAUAACAUUCUGAAAAAGGACAAUCGGGCAAAGAGCAAGCUAUGA
Molecule: messenger RNA, 2094 nt
Organism: Emericellopsis cladophorae
Lineage: Eukaryota; Fungi; Ascomycota; Sordariomycetes; Hypocreales; Bionectriaceae
Product: acyl-CoA oxidase
Exons: 1
Coding region: 1-2094 (697 amino acids)
Biological process (GO): lipid homeostasis; fatty acid beta-oxidation using acyl-CoA oxidase
Cellular component (GO): peroxisome
Molecular function (GO): FAD binding; fatty acid binding; acyl-CoA oxidase activity
Source: RefSeq, a predicted model, not a curated record